Messenger RNA from Aplosporella prunicola CBS 121167, 2631 nucleotides. RefSeq lists its product as uncharacterized. The record is from RefSeq and is a predicted model, not a curated record. Lineage: Eukaryota; Fungi; Ascomycota; Dothideomycetes; Botryosphaeriales; Aplosporellaceae. Bases 354 to 2453 code for a protein of 699 amino acids. The transcript has 4 exons.
UGCAGCGGCGGCACGGCCAUGCCAUGCGGGCCUCUGACCUGCGGGCGAGGCAGCGCUUGGAGGAUGAGGCAUUGCCUCCCUGUCUGCCUGCCACACCUUUACUUCUUUCUCUCCCUUCCCCUGCGUGGGUGCGUGCGACUACGACUGCCACUACUGCUUCUUGUCCUGGUUCCUGGUUCCUGAUUGCCGCCUAUAGUUUUUGUCGAUCGAUUAAGAGCCGGGGAGAGACAUCUGUACGACGACACUGACAGCAACCAAGUACCGAGGGCGUCUGACCACGAAAGGCCCAAGUGGGCGUACCUAGGUAGCUCACAUCUCACGCGGCCACAGCAGCAGUAACAACAUUAGCAACCAUGGCAGGCGCCCUCCAAAUAGGAGACAUCUUGAUGCUCUCCCAGCUCGCCUGGAAGCUCGGCCGCGCCUUCACGUCCGGUCGGCACAGCGCACCCGCCGAGUUCCUUGAGGUCGAGACUGAGAUGAACGGGCUAGCGCGCGCGCUGAAGAUGCUAGCAGAGACGCUGUUCGCGGAUUCGGACAGCAUCAUUGCGCGUGCCGAUGCCAACACGCAGUCUGGCGUUGCGACCAUACUGCUCGCGUGCCGCCAGACCCUCCGCGACCUCGAGAGUCUCGUCGAGCACUACCAGGUCAUCACGCGCCACCGCACCAGCAGUGGAUUUAGCGUUGAGCGCUCCUGGAGCGAGCUUGUGCUGUCUAACUUUAAGAAGAUGAUGUGGACAACUGAGGGCGGGAAUAUCCAGGCAUUAAGGAACAUGUUGCAUAUGCACACGAGCACCAUUUCCUUGACCAUGCAAGCACUGCAAAGCAAAUCACUCGCGCAGCUUCAAAGCACCGUUGCGCCCAUGGCCGAAAAGAUCGACGAAAUCCAUGGCCAAGUGACCGGCGAUCUGAGCGACAAGAUUCAGGAAGUCCACAGGAUCAUCGUCUCCAUAGCCGGCCGCAGCCCGGCCCUGCCGGCUAUGGAGAGGAUGUCCCACGGCACCACUACGCCCCUGUGGCCAGUGACGCCUGAGAUCGAGCCAAUACCCGAGCCUUUGCGCAUCGGCAACGGCCCGCUGACGCCGCAGCGCUCGCCCGAAAUCCGGCCUAUCGACUGGGCUCAGACGCAGAAUCACUACAACCGGCGCGAGUCGGAUAUCAGCAAUGCACCGACUGUUUCCGAUACCUCCGACACGCGGCGCUUGAGCGGUGGCUACCCAGCGUCGCGGUCGAGUAUCACCGGCUCCCCGGGCCCAUCUGCCAGGAGGCAAUCACGGUGGCGCGCCGAAGGCAGUGCGGACCUGCCCGCCGUACGCGAUGCCGACGAGGCAGAGGCGCAGCCACCCUCAGCAGUAGACGAACUGCGCGCCUCGUUUAGCUUGCCCAUUCUCCCGCCGCCGGCCAUCCCGCCUGAUCCGGAUCCUGAGCUCGUCGACGGAUUCGGCUCGCCUCUUGAAUGUGGUUCACCGGCGCCCUAUGUGGACAAGAUAGUGCUUGAGCGCUCCGCAACAACUAGAUCCCAGACCGAGGAGUUCGAGCGCGCGGCCUUCCGCAAUUCAGCCAUCUUGUGCGACGUCCGCGGCAAGGCUGUCGACUAUGUCGCCCCGCCGGAGGACGAGACGAGGCCGCUCGAAGUUGAAACGUACAAGGCCAUGGAGGCUUGUCGGAUCUGCGUUGUCCGGAAGCAGGAUGAGCGGCCGGAUGGCUCGAUCCGGAUGAUCACGAGCAUCUGGGCGUUGAGCGACGACCGGGCGGUGAGGCUGCAGCAGAAGCUGGCCGAUGGUGUGGAGAUCAUACCGUAUGUCUCGUUUUUCUCGCCUGAGAAGAUAUCUCUUCCCGUCCUCGCGGAGCUCAAAUUCCACGAUGUGACCUAUGGCUCCAAGCCCCUCAAGGUUGCCAAAACGAGCUGGAUAACGUACGAUUUUGAAGAUGUCAAAAGUGCCACGCUCUUUCAAAACGAGCUCAUGGGUCGGCAGCUUAUUGGCACCUAUCAGACCAACAAGACGCUGCGCAUCCACGAUGGCCUUGCGGGUAUACUCACAUACCAGGAGCAGAUGUGCGGCAUGGAGAAUCUGCGCCUAUGGCGUGACUACGAGACCGGGGGCGUCAUCGCCAUGAUCCACUUUAGCGCGCACUUCCGCAAUGGUUAUCUCGCCUUUUACUUGAACUCGAGCGCUGUGCCCAUCAGAGUCAAAGGGGACGGCGAGAAGGCAGUCAGGAUCAGAGAUCUGAAGAUUCCCCACACGCCCGAGGGACGAAGCGGUAGCGGGCAGCGGAGGCGGGAGUCGGAUGGGGCGGUGGCGGCUUCCAUGGUGUCGCAAGAUGAGGAGAAAGUGAGCGGGAAGAAGUGGAUCACGGGCGCCAAGGUGGAGUUUGCGACGGCGAUCGACAAGAAGCUGUUUCUGGACAAGGUGAAGGAGGUGCAACAGACGAUGAUACUGUUGCCGGAGCUGUGACGGGAACUCCUGAUACUGCAGUGUUUAAGUGUAGCUUGAUGUGCGCUCUUCGAUAAUCUGCGUAAUUAGCGCGCAGGAGGCAAUUGAUUGACAGCGCGUGACCAGUGGGAGUGGUGAGUAUGGAUAUUGUAAGAUAAUCAGAACAUAAUUAUGGGAGCAUGUUAAUGGAAAGAAUACU